UGUGACUUAGUAGGGUCUUUUCGGUCCUUUGAAUACGGAGCAGGAGGAACAACUAACCCAACAACCGCAUCUCAAACUCGACGCAUUCGAUCAAAUACAAAGCCCAGAGGUCCCAUCGGCGUAGCGGCUCCGACGAUGAAGACCCAAAAACAACAAUGGGGAGUCGAAGACUACUUUCCUGAAGAAAUCGUGGACAAAAUCCUGUUGAAGUUGCCCGUCAAAGAGGUUAUUAGAUGCAGCGCCGUGUGCAAGUUAUGGAACUCUCUCAUCAAAAACCCUACCUUCAUUCAAACCCACCUCAAGAAUCAAACCCACGACGGCGUUUCGGAGCUCCUCCUACUCAGCUCCGACCAAUCAGACGAUCUGCAUUGGGAUAACCCUGCAGCUUUAUUCGGUCAGUAUUCCAACCUCCGAAAUCCAAUUCACAACGACGACGACAGUAGCAAUUGGACCAAAGGUAUCAGUUACCAAGUGGUCGGAACUUGUAACGGACUCGUUUGCCUUUCUCUUUACUCAUUUGACCGUGACCCAUGCCCUCCUGUAAUUCUCUGGAAUCCAUCCAUUAGAAAGUUCGGGUUUUUGCCUAGUCCAAGUCUUGCCACUGAUUGCUGCCGGAAUGAAAGUUAUUAUUUCUGCUAUGAUUCUCGUAUUGAUGAUUAUAAGGUUGUGAGAAUUGUCGAGAGAAUCCAUCGCGAGGUUGAGGUCUGGUCCUUAGCCUCAGGAGGUGCUUGGAAGAGUCUUAAUAAUGUUCCUGCCGAUUUUUCCCCUUAUAGACACUGUCAUGCUUUUGUCAACGGUGCUUUUCACUGGGUUCAAAGCCGCCCGACGAAGGAGGAGGAGGAGGAGGAGUUUGCUGUUUCCGUUGUGGCAUUGGAUAUGGUUGAUGAAUCAUUUCGCAAUGUUGAGAUUCGCCAAGGUUGGAGUGGUCCACCAAUGAUUUCAAGGUACCAUGGUGAUGGGGAUCAGUGCUGGCUUGCGUUAUUUGAGUUGCAGGGAGACUCUUGUUUUGACUUGUGGGUCAUGAAAGAGUACGGUGUGGCCGAAUCAUGGACUAAAUUAUUCAAUGUGCGUCUGCUAGGAUCUCCGGAAGAAGAACUUCGGAUCGAGCCAUUUGGUUUUACAAAGAGUGGUCAGGUGGUGGUCAGAAUGGGUCGAGACGAAGAGUUCAAUUCGUUCAAGUCUUAUGACCCCGAGGACAAACAGUUUAGAGAUUUUGGAAAUCAGGCAUAUGACUACUACUUCAUGGAUUCUUUCGUGGAGAGCCUUGUCUUACUUGGCCAAACCAAUGUUUUUUCUUACUAAGGAGGGACUCAGAAUAAUCUACAACAGCAGCUUCUGUCAAUGUGGCUUGCUUUGCUUUCUGUUUGGAUGAAAAUAUGUAUCAGCCACUUGGUUUAACCAAGAGUGGUCAAGUAGCGGGUCUGAUUGGUGACGGAAGCUGAUAUUGGUUCACCUACUCUGAAAAUUUAGGGAUAUACCACUACUUCAUGGGGUUCUUGGACAGCUUAUUUUAUUUGGCCGAACAAACCUUAUUUUUUACCAAAUGGGAAUCAGAAUCAACAACAAAAGUGGCAUAUGGUGGAAUUACAGGCCAAAGUGGUCAGCAAGGAGAAACCCUGCAUCUACUUGGGCAAGCAAACUUGACUUCAGUGCAUCACAGAAAGACCAUUUAUCUCGACUCUUGAUGUGCAAAGGGGAAUCCUUCCCGUAACAUACCCAAGACCAUCUUAUUCUGUGGCAUCCAAGGAAGAAUCAUAUGCAGUCCAUGCAUGACAGAGACCUCAUCAAGGCUAAGCUUAUAUCUAUCAAGUGGCAUGCAGCUUUGCCAAAACAAGAAAUCACUUUCUUAUAUGGUUCGAAAGUGAACAUAGCUUUGUCCUUUGGCUUCAGUGAGAACGUGCCCCUUCUAAAGGUCAUUGCAUCUGAUAUUCUUCACUUUGAUCCUGGUGGAUCUUGAUUUUGUCUCCGGGUCAAUGGGUGAAUUGUCAGCUUCCGGACUUCUUCCAUAUGAUGCAAGAUGGUGCUUUCCAAUCCUGAUAAUGGUUGGGAUAGAAUCAAAGCCAUUAGUCCUCCUAUCCGAAUAGAUAUUUGAUAUUGCUGGACCAUGAACCUUUCUGGGAGGACAAUGCAUUCGUUAAACAUUUCAUAAAUUAUAAAUCCCGCAUGUCUCCUUUUGUACGUUGCAUGCCUUAUUCUUUUGAGAUUUUUGGACCAUUAUUUCCUCGUGUGCUUUGCACAAUCAAUAUGGGAUUAAGAAUCAAGAAUUGUUUUACACGAAAACAUAUCCAUGUCUUACUGUAGACUAUUCUAUUUGAUUUCUAGAGAUUUUUUUUUUUUUUGGGAAGUAAUGGGUGUCAAGUCACUAAUAAACGUAAUACUAGGUAACAACAUAUCAUGAUUUUGUGAUUGGCUUCUAUGCAGUUUUCGUUACGUCUUUUGGAUUGGUUGGGUUAUAGUUUGAGAAAGGGUGAGAGCAUUUGUCUGUUUGUGAUUAUCUGUGGAGGAAUUUUGGUUUGUGGUUUUGAAUCGAUUUCAUUUGCAGAGGGAGCAAGAUUCGUCAGUUUUGUUCUACUGGAGAAGAAGACAAAUUUGGGCUGUGCAUAUUGAAGGGGGAGAGGUUUGAAGUGGAAGCAAAGAAAAGAGACCGUUCGGGUAGGAAAAAGAACAGGAACGAUCGCUGCUAGAAUUUUGACUGAGUUUGCAAGGACAAUAGAAGAAGAGAGACAAGAAGAAGAAGCAGAAGAGAAUUUAAGCAUUGUUAACAACACCACUGGUUUCAACUCUCAGGAGAGCAUCAAGAACAUCAAGAAAAAUUUCGAUAGCGCCCUUGGGUUUGAAGAAAAGGAGAAGCUUGAAUCUGCCAAUCAAGGUCAAUACUAUCAGGAUAAAUUCUCUUUGGAGACUGAAGAUAGUUAGUGGUUAGAGUGAAGGUUCAGCUCAGUAACCGUUAAGUUAGGACGAAAGAGGCUAAAGUUCUAGACUGUGUUGUCGUCUAAGGCUGCAGUUUUGUAUAAUAGGGCAACAAGGAUGGUGAAGAGUAUGGUGGAGGCUGAGACUUGAAAGAUUUCGUAAAUUUCAUCAAUGAGAAAUGUGGGACUAGCAGAGAUGCGAAAGGACAACUUACUUCCAAAGUUAGUACCAUUUUAAACCAAUGAACGUACCUCAUCAGUUUCCUUACCAAUUGUCUUCUCUUAUGCAUGUAGGCUGGAAUAGUCUCAAGUUUGGAUGAGUUUUUACUUUGUGAACCAGCUUUUAUGAUAUGUAAAACAAUAGCAUAUUUGGCAAGCAUUGUAAUUACUACUCUUAUCGCCUAUAAAAGACACAAACCCGCAGCAUGCACGGGCGAACUUUCUAGUAUAACUCUAUGUAUAGUUAAUUAAUAAAAGUUUUAGCAAAUAUUUUAGA
Rosa chinensis is the source of this 3405-nucleotide messenger RNA. Its product is annotated as F-box/kelch-repeat protein At3g23880. Gene Ontology annotation, molecular function: protein binding. The coding region runs from base 136 to 1302 and encodes 388 amino acids. The transcript is spliced from 8 exons. The record is from RefSeq and is a predicted model, not a curated record. NCBI's taxonomy places the organism in Eukaryota, Viridiplantae, Streptophyta, Magnoliopsida, Rosales, Rosaceae.